Acanthoscelides obtectus is the source of this 1014-nucleotide messenger RNA. The record is from the annotation of a GenBank genome assembly. NCBI's taxonomy places the organism in Eukaryota, Metazoa, Arthropoda, Insecta, Coleoptera, Chrysomelidae.
AUGGCGGAGGAGAAUAUUUUUAUGUUUGUGCCAAACAUUAUUGGAUAUGCAAGGAUAAUCCUGCUGAUAAUAUCCUUUUAUUUCAUGCCAACUAAUUAUAUUAUUGCAACAUCUUGCUAUGUGGUCUCGGCUCUUCUUGACGCAUUUGAUGGCCAUGCUGCUCGGAUGUUUAAUCAGAGCACAAAGUUUGGAGGUAUGCUGGAUCAAUUAACUGAUAGAUGUGGUACAAUGGGUUUGGUUGCUGUCUUAGCCCAUUUUUAUCCAAAGUACAUGUUCCUUUAUUUGAUGUCUAUGUCAAUUGACAUUGCAUGUCAUUGGAUAUAUCUCCAUACCACUGUACUCCAAGGGAAAACAAGCCAUAAGUUCAUAGAUAUGUCAGAAAAUCCAAUAAUGAGUAUCUACUACACCAAUAGGACGGUCCUUUUUUUGAUGUGUUUUGGGAAUGAAGCAUUCUAUGCAAGCUUAUAUUUACUGUACUUCACUGAAGGACCUAUCAUUGCUGGUCUAUCUCUCUUCAGAAUAAUACUCUACCUCUCAGCUCCAGUGGCUAUAGUAAAAUCUGGAAUAACCCUGCUCCAUCUUGUGGUAGCAUCCAAGAAUUUGGGUAUCAUAGAUGUCAAUGAAAGGAAGGAUGCUUUGAAAAAGGCCAAUUAAAUAUAUUUAUCUUAACACCUACUAUGUACUUCACCAUGUGAUCUUCCCUGUAGAUUAUAGUAUCUCAGUGUUAGAAAAGCAGAUAAUAUGUACUUCCAAAUACCAAAAGUACUAUUGAUGUACCUGUGUCAUUCCUCUGGCAUUUUGUGCGAGUUCCAAACUUGAUAUUUAUCUUAUUUGAGGUUAUUGAAUCUUUUUUGUUUUUUUUUAAUAGUUUUUAUGGAUAAUUCAAACCAAAGAAAAAUAUAGCAGUGUAUUUUGUUAUAAAGAAUAUAAUUUAUGCCUAUACAUGAUAUUUGUUUUAACACAGAUUGUAAGUAUAUGGAUUAUGAAUGAUUAAAUAAAAGUGUCAAAAACAUG